AUGACCAUUAGCGAAGCUCUGCAAUAUGAACUGAGAGGGUUUUCGGAAAUAGGACAAUGCUUUCGAAACUCCGUACUCCCAAAAUCGAAGGCCAUCAGCAUGGCCACCGCGACCACGAAAGCGCCCCCGCUCACAACACCUUUUGUCUUCCCGAAAAACUGUUACAUGAGCGAAGUGGUUGCUUUUUCGGCUAUCGGUGACAAUGUUUCUCGAAAUGCGUCGGUCGAAUAUGCGCUCUACGCGAACCCCGAUAGAUCAGCCUUCGCCGUUUGCCAACCGUCCGGCUGGAAGGGCGACGGCACGUCGAGCACAUUCGCCUUCAGCCCCGCAGUCUGCCCCAAAUCAUGGGUCAUGUAUCACAUGACUAUGCAUAAGCAGGUGAUAGAGGGGACGUCGACGAAAACGGUUACUACUGGAUAUUGCUGCAGUGGCCGAGAGAAAAUCUACCCAUCUGGGGUCCCGGGUCUAGGCAUUGACUACUACUCUUCGAACCCGGUUUGUCUCCAGUCAUUCGCUAGCUGGCAAGAUGUGACCUUGACCGGCCGGUUGGGUGGAACAGGAGCUGAAGUGACUUUCACAACGGGAACAGCGGUGCAGCCAGCGUGGCGCGUUGCAUGGGAGGAAUCGGAUCGGCCCACAUUGACGCCUGCACCGCCGUCGCUUAAAACUGGUCAGUCAGUGUUGGAUUGGUUUCCUGGUGAGCCUCUCUCCACAUCCGGGUCCGGCAAAAUCUGCACUAGUCGUGAUACCUGUGACCGCAACGACGGUGCCGCACUUGGAGGCAUUCUUUGGGCUAUCGUUGUGCCGGUAGUCGUUGUUAUUGCGUUGAUUUUGGCUGUAUGGAUUUGGUGCGUGGUGCACAGGAGCAAAAAGAGAAAGAGGGAGGCUGCUUUACGUAGCCAGGGAGAGACCGGGAUGGAAUUGAAGCCGCAAUGA
Molecule: messenger RNA, 936 nt
Organism: Colletotrichum truncatum
Lineage: Eukaryota; Fungi; Ascomycota; Sordariomycetes; Glomerellales; Glomerellaceae
Source: RefSeq, a predicted model, not a curated record